AUGCUUCCCAGACCAACCCAACAGCUAGCGCACCCGCUGCGCGCCCUCACAUUACGGCGAACCGCCCCGUCCACAAGCAUCCCACGCCUCUCCUCAUCGCGCCUCUCCUCGUCGCAACUGCAACCACAACCACAACCACAAUCCCAAGCACAACCGCGCGCGAAACCCCCGGGUCUGAAUGCAAGCGCGCCCCCUCCAAAACCAAACCCAGCAGCCUUCUGGAAGACGUUCGGCCGGCCGAUCGCCAAGGUCUUUCUAGGAGCCAUCUUCACGUACCAGCUGGCGUACUACUUCUGGGUGCGGCUGGAGCACGACGAGGUUAAGAGCGAUAUGCAAGCGACGAUAUCCGAUCUAGAGGCGCGGAUAGAAGAGCUCGAGAAGGGGCGCAAGCGGUGA
This is a messenger RNA of Anthostomella pinea, 396 nucleotides long. The record is from the annotation of a GenBank genome assembly. NCBI's taxonomy places the organism in Eukaryota, Fungi, Ascomycota, Sordariomycetes, Xylariales, Xylariaceae.